Messenger RNA from Penicillium canariense, 1281 nucleotides. RefSeq names its product MFS transporter. Gene Ontology annotation, molecular function: transmembrane transporter activity. The record is from RefSeq and is a predicted model, not a curated record. Lineage: Eukaryota; Fungi; Ascomycota; Eurotiomycetes; Eurotiales; Aspergillaceae. Bases 1 to 1281 code for a protein of 426 amino acids. Gene Ontology annotation, biological process: transmembrane transport. The transcript has 4 exons.
AUGCCAACAACCCUAGUGUCGCGAGCGGGUGUCCAGUUCAAAGACCUGGAGUACUGGAACAGUGCUCUCCUGAUAUCCAUGGCCGCCUCCGCUCUCGUGUGUAGUCCAGUUUUUGGCUACUUGGUCGACCUCUCUGGGACUCGUCAAGGGCCGUACCUCUUUGGCCUCAUACUUCUCUCCGCAUCCAUGGCUAUAUUUACAGUAGCGCAUUCCGUGUUGUGGUACACAAUCGCAAGGGCCCUUCAAGGUGCAGCGACUGCAAUGGUUACAGUGACCGGCCUUGCAAUCGUGACUGACUCGGUGGACAAACGCAACCUUGGACAGAUGAUUGGGUACAUUGGCACCGCGAUGACACUGGGCUUUGUAUCUGGACCACUUUUGGGUGGGAUUGUUUUUAAGACCGGAGGAUUCUAUGCUGUCUUUGGUAUGGCGUUUGGGAUUCUGACCCUCGACUUCUUUCUGCGACUGGCUGUUGUGGAAAAACAAGUUGCGGCUCGAUGGUUGAAUGAGACGGAACGUCCCUUGAUGGCUGGCAGUCCUGUCGGUGGACAGGCACACUACGAGACGGAGCUCAGCAGAAACGCAACUGUCAAGCAUCCCACAUCGAAAGGGACAUUUGCACUCUUCAAGCUGCUAGGACAACCCCGUAUUCUCAUAAGUCUGUGGGCGGUGAUUGUCAGCAACAUCAUAGUAUCUGCCUUUGAUGCGACCCUUACCAUUUUUGUUCAAAAGCUAUUCCACUGGGAAGUCCUUGGAGCCGGCUUGAUAUUCCUUCCAGGGGCCUCGGCAGCUGUUUUACAGCCCUUCUUUGGAUACCUCUCCGAUCGCCUUGGCUCGAGAAUUAUUGCAUUCACCAGCUUCGCCCUGUUAUCCCCGACUCUCAUCUGUCUCCGUUUUGUCAACCAAGAUACCACCCUCCACAUAGCAAUCCUCUGCCUCAUCCUGGCCAGCGUAGGGAUGUGUGUGGACCUGAGCGAGCCGGCUAUCAUGGUUGAGAUCCAGCGUGCUUUGGAUGAUAUGGAGGCCAACGAACCCGGCGUGUUUGGAGAUAAAGGCGCAAUUGCCCAGGCCUUCAGUCUUCAGAGUAUGGCGCACUUUGGCGGACUUGCUAUAGGGCCGAUGGUGGGUGGAUUUGUCUCAUUCCACUUUGGUUGGAAUGUUAUGACUCUUGUCUUGGGUCUUCUUGCGCUGGUUACGGCCGUACCUAUGCUUUGGCUCAGUAGCGUGGUGGAGGAGGGGCGUAACCGAGAUGCAGAGAGACAGCCCUUACUGACAACUUGA